AUGGGGGGCUUUUGCUCCAAGGGAUCGGCGGUGGACAAGUCACCCAGCGACACUACGCUCGGCCCCGGCAGGGUGGUCGACCACCAUGACCGUCUAGUGGUGAAGGAGGAGGAGAAAGCUGUGGCGGGGGAAGCUGCUGCCAAGAGGAUGCAAGAAGAGCAACAUCAACACCAACAGCAGCAGCAGCCAGCGCAGCCACCUCUGCCUGUAUCGAUGUCGCAAGCUGCAGUGCGUGAAGCUUCCACAGAUACCACUACAGCACCAUGGGAUGGGGUUUCAGAAGUAAGCUCAAUUCUGGGUAGAGCUAGUACUGCUGGCCUUGGAAAAGCAGUGGAAGUGCUUGACACACUUGGCAGUAGCAUGACAAAUUUGAAUAUAAGUAGUUUUGGAUCAGGCACUACAACAAAGGGAAACAAAAUAUCUAUUUUAGCAUUUGAGGUUGCCAAUACUAUAGUCCAAGGUUGCAAUCUAAUGCGCGCCCUUUCAAAAGAUAGCAUAAAGCAUUUAAAAGAAACGGUGCUUCACUCUGAAGGUGUUCAGAAUCUUAUAUCCAAAGAUAUGGAUGAAUUACUCAAGAUUGCUGCUGCUGACAAAAGGGAAGAGUUGAAAGUGUUUUCGACAGAAGUUGUUCGCUUUGGAAAUCGUUGCAAGGAUCCUCAGUGGCACAACUUGGAUCGCUACUUUGAUAAGUUGGCAUCGGAACGGACUCCUCAACAUCAAUUGAAAGAAGAGGCAGAAUCAGUAAUGCAGGAAUUAGUGACUUCUGUUCAGUUUACAGCUGAACUAUACCACGAAAUGCAUGCCCUGGAUAGAUUUCAACAAGAUUAUCAGCGUAAACAGCAUGAAGAGGAUAGUUCAAGUGUUGUGCAAAGAGGUGAUAACAUGCACAUACUAAAGCAGGAAGUGAAAAGCCAACGCAAGCAUGUUAAAAGUUUGAGGAAAAAGUCUCUGUGGUCUAAGAAUUUGGAAGAGGUCAUGGGAAAGCUUGUGGACAUUGUGCACUUCUUACAUUUGGAGAUCCAUAAUGCAUUUGGGCGUUCAGACAGUGAAGAAUCACAGGAACCUACCAAGCGACGUAAUAGAUUGGGUCCAGCAGGCCUUGCACUGCAUUAUGCUAAUAUCAUCAGUCAGAUUGAUACUCUUGUUUCUCGUUCAAGCUCUGUUCCUCCAAAUACAAGGGAUGCGUUAUACCAAAGUUUGCCACCAAUCAUAAAGUCAUCUCUCCGUUCUAAGCUACACUCCUUUGGAGCCAAGGAAGAGCUCACUGUUUCUCAAAUCAAGGCUGAAAUGGAGAAGACCCUGCGGUGGCUUGUCCCUAUUGCAAGUAACACCACCAAGGCUCACCAUGGUUUCGGUUGGGUUGGAGAGUGGGCAAGUACUGGGUCAGAUGUGAACUGCAAGCCAACUGGGCAGAUGGACCUGACCCGCAUUGAGACACUGUACCAUGCUGACAAGGACAAGACUGAAGCAUAUAUACUCGAGCUUGUUAUUUGGCUUCAUCAUCUUAUCAGUCAAUCCAAAACUGCAAAUGGUGAAAGGUCUCCAAUCAAGUCUCCUGUUCGGUCUCCUACACAAAGAGGGGCCUCAAUCACAUUGUCUCCAAACAAAAACAGCAGCAAUUCAUCACCUCUUCUGACGCAAGAAGAUCAAGAUAUGCUAAGGGAUGUCAAGUACAGGAAAUUCAUCCCUGGUAUAAGCAAAAGCCAGGAGUUUGACACUAAGGAAAGGCAUAAUAAGCAAAGCAGGUUAAGCAAAAGUAACAGCCAUUCACCAAGCAGUGGCAACCGUAAAGAGGUGCUAUCAAUCAGGAGGCUGCUUCCUGUGAUCGACUUUGAGAUCGACCGGACAAAAGCCCUUGAUGUGAUCGAUAGAGUUGACGAUCUGAGAGUACAAUGA
Molecule: messenger RNA, 1896 nt
Organism: Miscanthus lutarioriparius
Lineage: Eukaryota; Viridiplantae; Streptophyta; Magnoliopsida; Poales; Poaceae
Source: the annotation of a GenBank genome assembly